Molecule: messenger RNA, 1944 nt
Organism: Pangasianodon hypophthalmus (striped catfish)
Lineage: Eukaryota; Metazoa; Chordata; Actinopteri; Siluriformes; Pangasiidae
Exons: 3
Coding region: 159-995 (278 amino acids)
Source: RefSeq, a predicted model, not a curated record
UCCAUUGCUGAUAGGCCCAGGGUGUGUGACCUGUGAUAGAGUCAGUGUGGACUCUGAGAUUCAGAUUGGGACUUUCUUUCUUUACAGCUCUAUCUGUCUAAGAGUAAGGGUUGUGUGUGUUGUAAGUAGUCUGUAGCAAACGUGAUACAUGGUGAAGGAUGACACUUUUUGAGGGUAAGGUGAUGGCUUUCUUGAGCAUUGCCAUUUCAGCUGGAGUACUAGUUGCACAGGAGCAAGCUAAAAACAUCCAUCUUCUUUCUCCAGAAGAGCAGAAAUUCAUUCAAAACUUCGGACAUAAAGGGUUACCCAGGGACUGUCAUGAGCUGUGGGAAAGUUCUGGAGGUCAGGUCCGGGAUGGUGUCUAUAUAAUCAAGCCCAGAGAUUCACCCAUCGUAGCUUUCUGUGCCAUGCAGGAAGGUGGCUGGACUGUGAUCCAGCACAUCACAGUCAAUAGCAGUGUGGACUUUGACCGCUCCUGGGAGGAGUAUAAGUUGGGCUUUGGAACCUUGACUGGCAACCAUUGGCUGGGCAAUGAGUACAUCCACCAACUCACCAGUGGACCCAUCCGCUACAAGUUGGGCAUCAAACUGGUGGACAAAGAUGCCAUAACCAAAUCAGGUGAAUAUGACCCAGCACUGGUGGAAGGAGAAGAUGCACAGUACAGGUUGCGUCUGGGCUUGUACCAUGGCACUGCUGCAGAUGCUCUCACUCUGGACCCAGAGAACUACCUCCACGAUAACCAGAAGUUUACCACCAAGGACCGUGACAAUGAUAACUAUUUCCAGAACUGUGCCAAGCUAGAGUUCCAGGGAGUUGCAGGUGGGGGGUGGUGGUAUGACGCUUGUGCCGGUGCCAACCUCAACCGCCGGAACGUCAUCUAUUGGCAAAAGGACUGCAACAAGGAGCACCUGUGCAAAUAUGCCUGGAUGAUGGUAAAGCCUUCAGAUAUGGUCAAAAUCGUGCAUCCCGCAGAUUGCAAAAGGGAUGAGCUCUGAGCUUAUUGCAUAGCAUUCAGUGUGUGAGAGGGCUGAUCUGUACAAAAUCAUGAAAAGUUUUCUCUUUGAUCAUUUGAUUUAAAAAUAGCAUUCAGAAUGUGGUAGGGCUGAUCAGCAGAACAGUUAUGAUCAAUAGUCUCUUCAUCAUCUGAUAAAAAAUUUGCAUUUAGACUGUGGGAGAGCUGAUCUUCAGGAAAGACAGGAUAAAUUUUCUCUUGAUCAUUUGAUAAAAACUCAGGUAACUGAGAAGGACUGGGUCUUAGAAAGCAUUUAUUAGCAGAUCAAUUGUGAGGUUCUUUUAUAUAGAUCAAAAUACUAUAAUUGUGUAGGGAUUAACAAUGUUUUGAAGUAGAUCUAUAUUUUUGCAAAUCAUACAUACAAAGAGGUUUGCAAUAGAGGGCACAAAUAAUAAUAAUAAUAAUAAUAAUAAUAAUAAUAAUACAGCUGAGUGAUAGUUUAUUACCUCCAUUGCGACUUAUAAUGUUAAUAAUAUUUAAUGUAAUAUUGUGAUAUCGCUGUUUAAUUGAUAAACUCAAAUAUCCUUUAAAAAAUCUUGACGUAAUCUAAAUAUAUGAUAAUACAUUAAAACAAAUAGGGAUCUUAUAAACAAAACAGCAAAAAGGGGUGCAGUUAAUGGGUUUACUAAUCAGUUUAAUUAAAAAAAAAAAGAUGGAAUUGCAAAUACAUUGCACAAAAAUAUUAACUUGAGCACCAAAGACUCCGACUCAGAACAUAGGUCCUGUUUGCUGUAGUCCCCCCUCCUCCCCCCUUUUCAUUUUUGCACAGGUUUUAUUUUUUUUUUGCCAAUCUUAUAUUUUGUACCUCAACACUUUGAGCUUGUGGCUCUUAUUUGUUUCUUCUAUAAUGAAUGUAAAAGGCAUUUGAUGGGCAUGUACAAUCUUGAUCAAGCAUUUUUUCCCAUUCAGAUUAAAGUGUAAUUUCCAAAAUA